Molecule: messenger RNA, 552 nt
Organism: Lottia gigantea (owl limpet)
Lineage: Eukaryota; Metazoa; Mollusca; Gastropoda; Lottiidae
Exons: 4
Coding region: 1-552 (183 amino acids)
Source: RefSeq, a predicted model, not a curated record
AUGGAUAUAUCUUUGAAUUUGUCGGAUCCCUUUAGAAUCGUGGUAUGUUUAUUUUUAAUCUUGAUAGUUGCCGGAGACAUUGAGCAAAAUCCAGGACCUACAAAUGGUGGACUUUCUCCAUACGUUGUUACGACGACGAGGGCAACAAGAGGCAAUGACAAAUCUCCACAAGAUAUAGAUAUUGGAAAAUCUCUACAAAAUAUUACACAAACUUUAAGUGACAUGAAUGAUAAGUUUGAAAAGUGUCGAGACGAGCUCAGUGAAAUACGAGGGGUAUUUUUCACACCAACAUUAUGUUGGACCCAGGCUGUCGAUUCAUUAUCCCAACAGGCAAGGAAAGCUUCGGGAAUGGUUAUUUCUUUUGUAAAUAGGAUGAUUGUGCCUAUAUUAUGUUAUGGGGCAGCAGUGUGGGGAUACGGACGUAAGGAUGCAAUAGAAAAAUGUCAACUCAGAUUUCUCAAGGCAAUACUACACAAUAUGUUGAAGUGUGUCAUUAUUGUUAUAGGAAGAGAUGUUCAGUAUGACAGUGUAUUUGGAGGUCUGAAUAAGUGA